Molecule: messenger RNA, 403 nt
Organism: Funneliformis caledonium
Lineage: Eukaryota; Fungi; Glomeromycota; Glomeromycetes; Glomerales; Glomeraceae
Source: the annotation of a GenBank genome assembly
GGAAUUAAUAAAAAUUCGAUGGAACCUUACGGAUGAAAUCGCGGCUUACAAUUCUAGUAUUUCUCAAUUAUUCCCAAUCAUUCUUUCACCUUUUCUUGGAUACUUAUUAGAUCGUUUCGGAAAUCGUUCCUUGACCUUGAUUGUAUCCGCAGUAUUUCUCAUCAUAUCAAUAUGUCUCCUUGGAUUCACAUUAGCAUUUACUCCGAUAAUUGGAAUGGCUUUUUUUUCAAUUUCACUUUCAUUAGGACAAGUAGCAUCAUUGACAUCAAUAUUAAUACUAUUACCUUUAGAUUAUAUUGGUACCGCAUUAGGGAUAUAUAAAUCAAGUUCAAAUAUUGGAUUAACAAUUUAUGAUAUAAUUGUAGGAUUAUUACAAGAUAUGGACAAAGGCAACUACGAUAUG